AUGGGCAACCAAAGCUCCAAGCCCGAUGGAGGAUCGCCUAAAUCUGGUUCCACUGACGGACCUCUACAGUCUUAUCCCUCCAUCAGCAGAAGCGACACUAAAGACUCGUCCCGAUCUUUCCGUUCACUGAGGUCCAAGAUCCCGGGAAGCUCCAAAACCGACAGCCCGAGAAACUCCACGCUGCUCAGCAACGGAGACUCCGACAAAAGUCUCGAUGCUGCCUCUGUUCGAUCGGGCAAAAGCGGCCGCUCAAGCGCUUCGCGAGGCAGCCGUGGUGAAAACACUCUCAAGCACAGCUCUACCGACAUGUCAAUUGCCGACUCUAUGCUAUCCAACGAACAACCGCCGCCCUCGCCCAUCCAGUCCAGCGCCUCCAGAGCUGCCGGCAGUGCUCACGACGUGAGCGCCGCUCAGGCUUGUGGCGAAGUCGAUCAUGUUUCCGAUCAGCCUCCUUCGGCGGCCGCGGCCAGCGCCAAUACACACUUACAGUGUCCUGGGCAAUCGAUUCUGGUUCGUCGCGAUACUAGCAACAGUCAAGUGGUACACAAGGCGCCUUCGACCGAGUCUGCCAAGGUUGAUAACUCCAAUGUCGCCAUGGCCGACAUCAAGGAAAUGGAUUUGGAUGACUAUAUCAAGCGCCUUCUGGAUGCUGGUUAUGCCGGCAAAGUCACGAAGAGUGUGUGCUUGAAAAAUGCCGAGAUUGUCGCCAUCUGCCAACGCGCUCGCGAGGUACUCCUCUCCCAACCUGCCCUACUCGAGCUCGAUGCGCCUGUCAAGGUUGUGGGCGACGUCCACGGGCAAUACACUGAUCUUAUUCGAAUGUUUGAAAUGUGUGGCUUCCCCCCCAUGGCCAACUAUCUCUUCCUCGGCGACUAUGUCGAUCGUGGGAAGCAAUCAUUGGAGACGAUUUUGUUGCUACUGUGCUACAAGCUCAAAUUCCCGGAAAACUUUUUUCUGCUCCGGGGUAACCACGAGUGCGCCAAUGUCACACGAGUGUACGGCUUCUACGACGAGUGCAAACGAAGGUGUAACGUCAAGAUCUGGAAAACGUUUAUUGAUUGCUUCAAUACCCUGCCGAUCGCUGCCAUUGUUGCUGGCAAGAUCUUUUGCGUUCAUGGUGGUCUCUCGCCAGCCCUCAGCCACAUGGACGAUAUUCGAAACAUUGCUCGCCCUACUGACGUUCCCGACUACGGUCUACUCAAUGAUUUACUAUGGUCUGAUCCGGCAGACAUGGAACAAGAUUGGGAAGCGAAUGAGAGAGGGGUGAGCUAUUGUUUCGGCAAGAGAGUCAUUACAGACUUCCUUGCUGUCCACGAUUUUGACCUUAUUUGCCGUGCACAUAUGGUCGUAGAGGAUGGUUACGAAUUCUUUAAUGAUCGAGUUCUAGUUACUGUGUUCAGUGCGCCGAACUACUGCGGCGAAUUUGACAAUUGGGGGGCUGUCAUGUCAGUCAAUGCAGAGCUUUUGUGCAGCUUUGAAUUACUUAAACCCCUUGACUCAAGUGCUCUCAAGAGUCAUAUCAAGAAGGGUCGCAACAAGAGACAGCACAUGCUUAACAGUCCUCCCGCAAGUGUCUACCCCCAGAGUGUAUAG
Messenger RNA from Beauveria bassiana ARSEF 2860, 1593 nucleotides. RefSeq names its product calcineurin-like phosphoesterase. NCBI's taxonomy places the organism in Eukaryota, Fungi, Ascomycota, Sordariomycetes, Hypocreales, Cordycipitaceae. Gene Ontology annotation, cellular component: cytoplasm; nucleus. The record is from RefSeq and is a predicted model, not a curated record. The transcript is spliced from 3 exons. Gene Ontology annotation, molecular function: protein serine/threonine phosphatase activity. The coding region runs from base 1 to 1593 and encodes 530 amino acids.